GCCCCUCCGCCACCCGGGUAUUUUUGGCAGCUCUAUUGUGCAGGGCCCGCCAGGCUGGGGCUGGCGGGGGGCAGCCCCCUAUAAAGGCCCGUGGGCACCGGUGGCUCAGAGCACCUCUGCUGCUCGGCUCCGGCGGGUCAUGUCCCAGCGCCACUCGGCCACCUGAAGACACCCAGGAAGGAUGGAGGCUCCGAGCGCCAAGCUCCGCGGAGCGUUUUGCCUCCUGCUGCUGCUCUGCUCCCUGGCUGCCGCCCGGCAGAACGUGCCCGAGUGCUGCCGGCAGAAGACCUGCUCCUGCCGCAUCUACGACCUGCUGCACGGCAUGGGCAACCACGCCGCCGGCAUCCUCACGCUGGGCAAGAGGAAGAGCAUCCCGCCGGCAUUCCAGAGCCGGCUCUACCGCCUGCUGCACGGCUCCGGCAACCACGCCGCCGGCAUCCUCACCAUGGGCAAGCGCGGGGAGCGGGCCGGCUGCCGCGCCGCAGCGGGUUGCACCCCGGGCACGGAUGCACCUCCGACACCGGCCCCGAGCCGCUCCGUCCCAGGCCCUGGGCAGUGCCGGGGGCAAAGCGGGAUGCAGGGGACCGUGACGAGCUUUUACUGA
Molecule: messenger RNA, 604 nt
Organism: Nothoprocta perdicaria
Lineage: Eukaryota; Metazoa; Chordata; Aves; Tinamiformes; Tinamidae
Gene: HCRT
Product: hypocretin neuropeptide precursor
Exons: 2
Coding region: 182-604 (140 amino acids)
Biological process (GO): feeding behavior; neuropeptide signaling pathway
Source: RefSeq, a predicted model, not a curated record